This is a messenger RNA of Electrophorus electricus (electric eel), 1132 nucleotides long. Lineage: Eukaryota; Metazoa; Chordata; Actinopteri; Gymnotiformes; Gymnotidae. The record is from RefSeq and is a predicted model, not a curated record.
AUUGCCAAAUGUUACGUUCGGUUAUGUGGCUGCCUUUCUGGUUUUCGACGCCUGCCUGACUCCUCUAAUCUGACUGGUUUAAAGAAUAAAGUUGGGAUGUUGGGAUUGGAUCCUCUCCACGUGUGCGUGUGUGUGCGCCAUAAUAACAGAUUGUUAUGGUUUAGGUCAGUUAACUGAAGCUAAACUGAAACUAAAGUAAAAGUCAACGCCCGUUGCCAUCAUGAAGAAUCUGAUAUUUUUGUGCUGUAUAUUUGCUUUGCCUUACUCCUACAAUGCCGGUUCACACUCUUUAUGGAUGUUUGUAACAUUAAUUAGAGGAGAAACCCCUUUUCCUGAAUUCACAAUAGUCUUAAUGUUUGAUGAUAUACAAAUUGGGUACUAUGCCUCCAAUGAAAAAAAAAUAUUGCACAGAGGACUGGAAACAGGACCAGAAAGAACAUUUGGGGCAGAUGAAAUGGAUUAUUUCAGAUAUUAUAUACAGUAUGUACAUGGAUGCAUGAAAGACAGGGCAGAUUAUCUAAGUAACUAUUUCAACCAUACAAACAGCUUUUAUGUUUUUCAGAGAGCUGCUGGAUGUGAGUUGCUGGAGAAUAAUCAGCCAGGAGGUCUGGCGAGUAAUGACGCUUACAACGGGGAAACUAUAGAGAAGGAGUACUAUGAUGCAUCUCAUGAGACGCUGCACACUGACCAGCGGUGGCCAGAAAUAGUACAUGAAGUGUGGUCUCACAAAUAUCCACUACGAUAUAGAUAUAUAUACCAUCCCAACUGCAUCGAAUUUAUUAGGAGAAACUUGGAAAAGGAAAGGAAUCGUCUGCUUAAAAAAGUGAAACCCAGAGUCAGGCUCCUCCAGAAUGCACUCACACACUCAGGAGGGGCUCAGCUGACCUGCCUGGCCACUGGUUUUUACCCCCGUCACAUCAACCUGACCCUGCUCAGAGACGGGCAGCCUGUGGCUGAUCACCUGAUUACUGGGGGGGAGGUACUCCCUAACGGAGAUGAAACCUACCAGAUGAGGAAGAGGAUGGUGAUCAGCGCAGAGGAACUAAGAGAGAAACACCACUACACCUGCACUGUCACACACCUCAGCCUGGACAACAAGCUGGACAUCGGUUUAGGUAUAACAAGGCAUUAA